AUGAGUGGGCGCCCAGUAUACGAAAACUCCUCAACUUACAAAGCAAGGACUAAGAAAUGGCAUGAUCAAAGGAUUCGUGAGCCUAAGGAAUUUCAGGUUGGGGAUCGAGUGUUGCUUUACAACUCUCGCCUUCGCUCUGCUUCCCGGAAAGCUAUGCACUCGCUGGUCCGGACCAUUUCGGAUCGGACAAGUCUUUCCAUAUGGAGUGGUAGAGUUGCAUCAUCCGGAGAAGGGAACUUCAAAGUGAACGGCCAUCGGCUAAAGCGAUAUCAUUGUAACUCGUUGGAUAGUGAGCAACGAGUUGACUGGCUUUGUAUGCACAGAAGGGUGAUCCGAAUGAGUCACGCUUAA
Molecule: messenger RNA, 351 nt
Organism: Ricinus communis (castor bean)
Lineage: Eukaryota; Viridiplantae; Streptophyta; Magnoliopsida; Malpighiales; Euphorbiaceae
Exons: 1
Coding region: 1-351 (116 amino acids)
Source: RefSeq, a predicted model, not a curated record